Messenger RNA from Morus notabilis, 3817 nucleotides. RefSeq lists its product as uncharacterized. Bases 353 to 3601 code for a protein of 1082 amino acids. NCBI's taxonomy places the organism in Eukaryota, Viridiplantae, Streptophyta, Magnoliopsida, Rosales, Moraceae. Gene Ontology annotation, cellular component: intracellular membrane-bounded organelle. The record is from RefSeq and is a predicted model, not a curated record. The transcript has a single exon.
CACUUCAGUCUUCAACUCCAAUCCUCCAUAAACUCAUAAACAGACUUUUCUUUUGUCCUUUAAAGACUCAAAUCGAGAUCCAAAUUCGUGCAAGUGGGGUUAUUUCUCAGCCUAAUCUAUGCAAGAAUGGUCGGAUUCAGGUUAGUGUUCCUCGUACAAAAAAUGCGUCUUUUUUACUUUUGUGAUCUCCCCAAUACCCCCUAAACCACAAGAUUGAACUUCUCCUUUUUGUUGACUUCUGAAACUGCAAUUUAUGAGAUUACAGAAAUUGGGUUUUUAAAAUUUUUGUCUUUUGAUUCGCUUAUAGCUGAGAAAUCUUGAGGAAAGUUGGGAUAUUUGACAAUUGGCAACCAUGAAACUUGUUUAUUUUGCUAUUGUCGUGUGGACUCUGUGUGGGUUGUUGGGUUUUGGGUUUUCAUUACCUGAUAGUUGGGUAGAAAUAGAACAAGAAGAACCAACUGAGGUUAGAAAUGAAUCUCCAGUGACCUAUAAGUAUGAUCGAAUCGAUGAAGUGAAAGAAGAAUGUAAAUCUGUUCUGUCUUCUGCUUCUGAACUGAGCCCUGAAGAUAGCAGUGUUUAUAGUAUCAAAAGACAGAUUUCUUUUAAGAAUGGGGAUUGGAUUCAGGUAAAUGGAAAAGCCCCAAUCAUGCCAUUUGAUGUUAGAUAUAAAGAGAAUGCAUAUCAGUCUGAUAGGUACUUUUCAACAGUCCCUACUGAGGGUAGUGAUCCAUUGAACCUGGUUUCUUUCUGGGUUAAGGAUGUUAAUCUUGCCCAUCGAUCGAAGAACUCAGUGAGUGUUAGCGGAUUGAUGACUAUUGGCAUCACUGCUAAUGGUAAUUUUGGGGAUUACGGUUAUGAUCAAAAUUCCCACUUUGGGAUUGGGCCUGGGCAGUCUGAACUCACAAUUCACUUCCAAGGGAUUUAUACUGAAUCGAAAAGGAAUGGUGGGGAGAGAGUGGUUUGCAUGUUGGGGAACACGAUGUUGCCUGAUCGGGAGAUUAAUAACCCGUCCAGUCAUCCAUGGGAAUGGGUUAAUGCUUCUAAACCUUAUGAGAAUCAGCAGCCUCCUUUGUUGGAGGAUGACAGAAUUCUGCUCGUUCUUCGCUUUCCGAAGAAGUUCACUUUGACAAGCAGGGCCAUCCGAGGGGAAAUGAGAAGUUUGAACCCAAAAUCAAGCGAUAAGUACUUUGAUCAUGUUCGUGUAACUUCUCAGUUGGGAAGUUCAGCAAACUACGAAUUCACCUCGGAGAAAAUAGUGUCAAAGGCAUGUGAUCCUUAUCCUUACAAGAAUGGUACUGCCGUGAUUCCAGUCUACAAGGGAAAUCGGUUCUGCAAAAUCAUUAAAGGGGUUACCCGGCAACAAGCUUUCACUGUUCUGCCAAACUGGCAGUGUGAUGGGGAAGACAAUUUCUGCAGUAAGUUGGGUCCAUUUGCAAGUGCAAACAAAGGGAUCAAUGCGACCAAUGGCGGUUUUAAAGGGGUCAAUCUUUAUCUGCAAGUCAUUAAGUGUGACCAAAAAACAGUCAAUAGAUAUGACUCUUCUGCAAGGGUUUCAGCUGUCUUUAGAGCUUCUCCCCCCUCGGAGAAUCGAUAUACUGCAGCAAUGAGAUCCGGGCUUGGCAACAUGACUGUUGCUGCUGAGGGAAUAUGGAAUUCUGCAAGUGGGCAGCUUUGCAUGGUUGGUUGCCCUGGAAUUGUUGAUGCUGAAGGGAAUGCAUGCGAUUCUCGGAUAUGUUUGUACAUACCAAUCUCAUUUUCCAUUGAGCAAAGAAGCAUAAUGUACGGGACCUUUUCCAGCCUUAGUACCAAGCCUCCAUCAUACUUUCCUCUCUCAUUUGAAAUGCGAAUACUGCAGCCUUCAGAGCUUUGGAAUUACUUCCAAUUCUCCCGUCCAUCCUACAAUUACACAAAGUCGGGUUUGGCUGGUGCCUUGUUAGAAAGAAACGAAGAAUUCAGUUUUCGUACUGUGAUCAAGAAAUCGUUGCUGCCUUUCCCCAAGCUAGAAGACUCUGAAGCUUUCGAAGUUAGUCUUUCUGUCCUCUCAGAAGAUCUCUCACUUCUAACUGCUGCAGUUCCUCAUUCGAAAACUACCAAUGCUCGGCCGUCAAGAACUGAGAUUCAGAUGGAUAUCCUCUCCGUUGGUCCCUUAUUCAGGCAAUAUUGGUCAAUUAGUUCCAAUUCCACUGCAGAGGAAGCUCCUUACCGUACAAAGGCGCAAUACUCAGAUAAUCAGCUUCUCCUGAAUGUAUCUGCACAGCUCUUUAUCACUGGAAAGGAAUACAACAACGUUUCCGCUCUUUUCUUGGAGGGGCUUUAUGACCAGCGUGUUGGAAAGAUGUAUUUACUUGGCUGCAGGGAUGUCCGAGCCUCGUGGCAAGUCUUACACGACAGCAUGGAUCUUGAUAAUGGUCUGGAUUGUUUGAUCGAGGUGAUUGUGUCGUAUCCUCCAACUACUUCUCGGUGGUUAGUCGAUCCAACGGCCAGCAUUUCCAUAGCCAGCCAAAGGAACGACGAUGAUCCCCUCCGUUUUAGUCCAGUCAAGCUCCGAACUUUCCCAAUCUCUUACAGGAGGCAGAGAGAAGAUAUCCUCUCUCAAAGGGGCAUCGAGGGGAUCCUCCGGAUUUUGACUCUUUCGCUGGCGAUUGCUUGCAUCACAAGCCAGUUGUUUUACAUCAACCAAAAAACGGAUUCUGUUCCUUUCAUGUCCCUUGUCAUGCUCGGUGUAGAAGCAAUUGGGUAUCUCAUUCCUCUUGUCACAGACGCAGAAGCUCUCUUCAAGAAGGAAUCUUCAGAUCGAUCAUUUGAAUCAUCGUCCUAUGAUCUCGAGAAUAGUAGAUGGUUCCACGUACUCGACUACAUGGUGAAGCUUCUGGUAAUGGCAGCAUUACUACUCACUCUGAGGCUUUGUCAGAAGGUGUGGAAAUCUCGGGUCAGAUUACAAACUCGAGCUCCUCGCGAACCUCAUCGUGUCCCCAGUGACAAGAAGGUGCUUGUGUCCACCUUGGUGAUACACAUAAUUGGAUAUAUACUAGUCCUAAUUCUUCACAGCAUGGGAAUUGGUCAAAAACCAAUUCUAAGAAGAAGCUACGCAUUUUCACAAGGAAGCUCUCACGUCCUGAGUGAAUGGGAAAUUGAGCUAGAAGAAUAUGUUGGCCUUGUCCAAGAUUUUUUCCUGCUUCCACAAAUCAUCAGCAAUAUAAUCUGGCAGAUCGAUUCUAAACCACUUAGAAAGCUAUACUACAUUGGGAUCACAGUUGUUAGACUUCUCCCGCACCUCUAUGAUUAUGUUAGAGCUCCUACUCGCAAUCCUUACUUCCGUGAGGAGUACGAGUUUGUUGAUCCAAGCAUGAAUUUCUACUCCAAGUUUGGGGACAUCACGAUUCCUUUGACAGCCAUUGUUCUGGCAGCUUUAGUUUAUGUUCAGCAGAGAUGGACCUACGAGAAGCUCAGCCGGAGCCUGACCUUGGGACGGUGCAGGCUUCUUCCGUCGGCAUCUAGGAUGUACGAAAGGCUGCCUUCCAAUUCCAAGGCAUUCGAAGCCGAGCUUGCUUCUGGAGCCAACGGGAGUGCUUCAAAUGAGGAAGAACAUGAUCUGGAAUGAUAUUGACUUGUUGAGUCCUUUCAAAACCAGAGUCGUAAAAAUAUAUGCGUACCUUAGGUGUGAGUUCGGAUGGCUGAUGUUGACUAUUAAUAAAAGAGCGAAAUUAAGGUCUUGAUCUGCAUGUUUUCUGAGCAUUUUAUAUUUGAUAUGUUGGAUGUUUUGUGUAGAUGAUCUUUUUCAAAGCUCAACUAUCUGAAUGACAUCUAAAAUUGAACU